CAUCGAAACUCUUCAUCGAUUCCCAACACCGGCAAAACCCUCGCCGCCGCCAUGGAUCCCGACGAGAGCUCCGCUGCUCUCCUCGCCGCCCCUUUCCCAAACCCUAACCCUACUCCGAAGAAGAAGCCACUGCCGAAGCGCUUCGUGAAGUCCCAGAUUCCUGACUUCCUCCUCUCGGACCCCGCCCUCAAUACCGCCAUCGCCGUCCUCCCCCGCAACUACGAAUUCGAGAUCCACAAGACCCUCCACCGCAUCACUACCUCCUCUGCUCGCCGUGUUGUCCUCCAGCUCCCCGAUGGCCUCCUCAUGUACUCCCUCGCCAUCGCCGAUAUCAUCCGAACCUUCUCCCCCCACCCCGUCGAUGUCUCCGUCCUUGGUGAUCCAACCUAUGGCGCCUGCUGCGUCGAUGACCUCGCUGCCUCCGCUCUCUCCGCCGACCUCCUCGUCCACUACGGCCACUCCUGCCUUGUCCCCGUCACCACCUCCCGCGUUCCCGCCCUCUACGUCUUCGUCGACAUCCGAAUCGACGUCUCCCGCCUCGUCUCCGCCGUGAAAUCCACCUUCCAGCCUUCCUCCCGCCUCGCUCUUGCAGGCACCGUCCAGUUCAUCUCCGCCGUUCAUGCCGCCAGAUCGGUCCUAUCCGAUGAUGGGUACGACAUCACCGUCCCCCAGGCUAAGCCCCUCUCCGCCGGAGAAGUCCUCGGUUGCACAUCCCCUACGAUCCCAAAGUCAAAAGGGAUCGAAGCUGUCGUCUUCGUCGCCGACGGUCGAUUCCAUCUCGAGGCGUUCAUGAUCGCGAACCCUGGAAUCAAAGCAUAUCGAUAUGAUCCGUUCCUGGGUGUUCUGGUCUUGGAGAAGUAUGAUCACGAGGGUAUGAAGAACGCUAGAAAAGCUUCCAUCUUGGAAGCGCGGAAGGCUAAGAAUUGGGGGGUUAUACUUGGAACGCUUGGGAGGCAAGGGAACACCAAGGUUUUGGAUAGAGUGACAGGGAUGAUGGAUGAGAGGGAUAUAGACUACACUGUGGUGAUGAUGUCGGAGAUAUCUCCGGCGAGGAUAGCAUUGUUUGCCGAGUCUGUGGAUGCUUGGGUGCAGAUUGCUUGCCCAAGGUUGUCCAUUGAUUGGGGAGAGGGGUUCAAGAAGCCAUUGUUAACCACCUUUGAGUUUGAGAUUGCUUUGGGAUUGAUUCCAGGUUGGUGGGAGAGAAGGAGAACAGCUGAGUUGAAGACUUCUGAUUGCAAUGAGACUGUGAGGAAGGAGUGUUGUUCAGGAUCAGAUGGAUGUGGGAGUGUUUCAUGUGGUUUUGAUUGCGAUGAAGCAACGGAUUAUCCCAUGGAUUAUUAUGCACAAGAUGGAGGGGAAUGGAACAGUGCUUAUUCGAAGAAGAAAGCUUCUAAUGGGGCAAUGAGACGACACAAUGGAGUUGCAUUGGGAUCGAGGAAUACUAAAAGUGAAGUGAAUCAAUAGAAUGCCAAGGCAUAGCUAGGCUUCCGUUUCUACAUUUACCAUUCAAGUGACAUUGACAAGGUCUUCCUCCUUGUGUAUCAACAAUUUAUGUGCUUCUAGAAUAAUAAGAAGGUCACAGUCCAGCGCAUUCUUAUUAUUGAUCAAAGUAAUAUUUAUUGGAGGUGCCUAAACAAGUAAUGAGAAUCACUGGUGGCUCACUCCGACUAGCUCACUGAAAUUUGGCAAAGUAGCUCAAUUUUCCUGUUUAAGCAUCAAGACUCAGAUUAGGUUUUCUCUCUUGUAGUAUUAGUAAGGUAUUGAUCUGUAAUAUAAUGUCACGUUUGUAAGGCAACAUUUUUGCCUUCUUUGAUGUCAAUUAAAUUCAAUGCUUUCCUUUGUUGUUCACUGAAUUAAAGUUCAUAUAUUCCCUGAUA
Dioscorea cayenensis subsp. rotundata (Guinea yam) is the source of this 1877-nucleotide messenger RNA. RefSeq names its product 2-(3-amino-3-carboxypropyl)histidine synthase subunit 1. NCBI's taxonomy places the organism in Eukaryota, Viridiplantae, Streptophyta, Magnoliopsida, Dioscoreales, Dioscoreaceae. The record is from RefSeq and is a predicted model, not a curated record. Gene Ontology annotation, biological process: protein histidyl modification to diphthamide. Gene Ontology annotation, molecular function: 2-(3-amino-3-carboxypropyl)histidine synthase activity. The transcript is spliced from 3 exons. The coding region runs from base 52 to 1464 and encodes 470 amino acids.